Molecule: messenger RNA, 432 nt
Organism: Morchella importuna
Lineage: Eukaryota; Fungi; Ascomycota; Pezizomycetes; Pezizales; Morchellaceae
Exons: 1
Coding region: 1-432 (143 amino acids)
Source: RefSeq, a predicted model, not a curated record
AUGCUUCAAAACGCACUUCUUCUCUCCGUCCUGCUGCUGCUCCUCUCCCUCACGAACGCACAAAGCUUCGUGCCCACAGUGCCUGCCACAACCACAACCGUAAGUGCAACUGGAACCGCAACUGGGACCGCAACUGGAACCGCGACCUCGGCAACAUCUACAAGCACCACCACCACAGGAAACGAAACAAACACGACGGUGUCGUGCCCGGCGCGGUACCACGAUUGCGCCGUCAUCGGGCGCCCCGACGCCUGCUGCACCCUCGACCAGGUCUGUGUUUUUGACGAGAACCAGCGCCCUGCCUGCUGCCCGUUCCGGACCAUGUGUGUAGGCACACUCACAUCCAGCGAAGGCGGGAGAGACGGGGGCGUUCUGGGCGCGGUGGUUGUGGGGGUCGUGGGCCUGGGCGCAGUGGUAGGAUACGGGUGGUAG